Messenger RNA from Bicyclus anynana (squinting bush brown), 3187 nucleotides. RefSeq names its product piggyBac transposable element-derived protein 4. The coding region runs from base 138 to 2390 and encodes 750 amino acids. Lineage: Eukaryota; Metazoa; Arthropoda; Insecta; Lepidoptera; Nymphalidae. The record is from RefSeq and is a predicted model, not a curated record. The transcript is spliced from 5 exons.
AUUUCUAUUUUGUUAAUUUGUUUGUUUUCUUCUCUUCGUCACGGUUUCUCAAGGCGGGAUUCUACGUAACAGUGGUUAUUGAUUGCCCAAAGAACUUUUAAAUAUUGUUCUACCCAGUUUUCUACAUUUAAUUAAGUAUGGAUAUUUGGGACAUCAAAGAGGAGCCAGACUUGGAUGACUUUUCAUACAACGCUGAAAUAGACUUGAAGAUUGAAGAGAUAAGUGGUGAUGAAGAGGAACUCUAUGCUGAUGAGGAACUUUAUCCUAAUGAGGCUGAUUCAUGCUAUGAUCCUCUGCCAUCACCAGAGACCUGCAAGAGCAUGCUGAAAAUGGAUACGCGUACUAGAGACAGGUCCCGGUCGCCGAUCAAGCCUCCUUUUCCUCUAAAAUCCAACUUGGUAAUGCGGAUUUUCAACGAAAAUGGCGAACCACUGGACGAGAUUUAUGACGGCACAUUCUUUGCCCCGGAUGCCCACCCUGCGUUUGUGACCACAGAUAGUGUUAAGUGUGAGAGGAGUGAGAGGAGUGAGAGAAGUGAGAGGAGAAUGAGUAGAAGGAGAGGUGGAAGAAGCCGUGGAAGCAGAGGUGGGAGAGGUGCAUCAGGGGUUAGUACGCGUGGGUGUGGGCAUCCGAACGUGGGCGAUGUUGGGAACGUUACGUGGGAGGUGGGACACCCACUCCAUGAAAUUUGGACGACUGACGCAGACGUCCCCCCCGAAUUAGUAAGUUUGGCGAGGGACGUCAUGAGGAAACGACAGGCGAGAUUGCAAGGUGAAAGAACGAAGGGUUGCGAACGAGGCGCUAGCGAGAUGGUGCAAGAAGAUGAAUUCUUUGACGCUUGUGAUGGAGGGAAUGGUCUCCCCAAACUGGACCGCCACAACCUUCACUUUGAAUGGUCUCCCAUGGAGACCUUUCAAGUGCAGGAGGAAAAGUUUAGGCCGGAGCGUACUGGAUCAGUUCGGAAUCACAGUUCGGCGUAUGAUGCUUUUCGUGCUUAUUGGGACGACGAGAUCUUAAACCUGAUUGUCACUAAAACGAACCAGUACGCCUCGAAAAUUGACACCCCCGGCUUCCAGUCUGACUGGUGCCCUACUAACGUCCAUGAAAUAUUGUGCCUUUUCGCGUUUUGGAUCAUGCAAGGGAUCAUCAAAAUGCCGACACUCAAUUGUUGCUUUACCGAGCAUCCCAUACUGAAAACGGAAGUUUUCAGAGGCAUCUUCUCACGCAAGAGAUACGAUAUGUUGACGCGAGCUUUGCAUUUUAUAGAUUCCGACCCUACGAACAAAUCAAAUUCCUCCAUAACGGGCGCUGCAAGCUUGGAUCCUUUACACUAUUUGGAACCAAUUAUUAGUCAUUUAAAUACAAGAUUUCGAUCUAAUUACAUUUUAGAUAAAGACAUUUGUAUAGACGAGACUUACACCAAACAGUGUCAUAAGUCCAAGGCUACGAAGGGUGUAAAGACCUUUGAGCUUUUCGAAAGUGCAACAGGAUAUUUGUGGUCUUUCAUAGUUUACUCCGGUAAACCGUCGGCUGUGGCUCUGGGGCAUUUGUCCGGGGUUCGUAAAACUCCAGCUGUGGUGAUGAGGCUCAUGGGUCCCCUGCUAAACAAAGGGUAUAGAUUGUUUACGGACUGGUGUUCACCCAUGUUAGCUAGGUAUCUCAAGAUGAACGGCACUGAUUGCGUCGGCACUUUGAUAGUUUCAUCCGAAGACGUCCCCACUGUAAUAAAAAUGGCUCCGCUAAAACGAGGAGAGUAUAUUGCGAGACAUUCCGGCGACGUCUCGAUAUUGUCUUGGCAAGACAAAAAGAGAAAAACUAUUGUUUCUACUUGUCACGAUUCGUCUACUGCCUUGUCUACGGUCUCCUCUAGGCUCCGCCUAGUACCGUUUAUACCCAAAAUGAUGUUGGAUUACAAUAAAUACACAAAGAGGAUGUAUAUAAAGGAUCACAAUAUUAAUAAUGACACUCGUACAACAAUUUAUCAAACGCUCGAGCCUUAUUUAUUAGAUAAGAGAGGUGCUAAGUGGCACAUGAGAAUAUUUAAACGCCUCCUCAACGUUUCUGUCCUUAACUCGGGUAUUCUUCUGCAGUCGUCUACAAAGACACCUAAACACGAUUUAGAUUUUCGCCUCACCCUUGUGUACGCCAUCCUUAACAACCAUCAUGCACUUUGCCCGCAAAACAGCAAAAUCGACGUAACCAGCAGUAGUAACAACAGAUACAUUAUAUCUAGACAUUGGCCUGUUCCUCUGUCGACUCCAAGCAUUCGAUGUGCUGUCUGCGUUAGCAAAGGCAAGAAGAAAAAGCCGACGCCAUAUUGUUGCGAAUCCUGUCGCGUGCCAUUGUGUAUAACGGGUUGUUUUAAAGAAUACCAUACACCAUCACAGUAGUUGUAUCUUUUCUCUUUCAUCAUCAUCCAUCAGCAGUAUUAACAGAUUCAUUAUAUCUACACAUUGGCCUGUUCCACUGCCGACUCCAAGCAUUCGCUGUGCUGUCUGCGUUAGCAAAGGCAAGAAGAAACGCUUGUUUUAAGGAAUACCGUACACCAUCAAUUAGUUUGGUCUUCUCUCUUUCAUCAUCAUCAUCAGAGACUACAGAGGCACUCCUUGUAGGAGAGGGGAUGUAGAUACUUACCACGCUACUCUAAUGCGGAUUGGCGAGGUCAGGGUGAUAAUAUUAGAUUCAUUAACAGCCCACUGACAGAUAUUCAUGAUAGUGACCGGGGCCGACGGGUUAACAGGGGGGUAUAACACCACGAAAACUCUGAGCAGAGAAUUCAAUUAAAAACUUACCUAGAAGAAAGUGAAUGAGAUACUGAGUCAUAGCCCGACUCACGAUUAGAACCCUUAUCAUCGUCAUCAUCAUCAUCACUUCAAUUUCUGAUUUGAUCACGCAGAGAUACAUCGAGCAUAGCUCGUUCCAUCGUCCGCUGUGUGACUCUGAGCCUUCUUAUGAGGCCCAUAGUUAGCGACCAAGUCUCGGAACCAUAGAUCAUCAGGCCUAGAACCCAGGAUUUCAUGGUCUGAACCCACACACAAACCAUUGCACCAAAGAAGCAGUUAUUCUUUUUUUCAUUUCAUGCCAAUUGUCCGUAAACAACUAUUGUAUGAAAGCAGAAUGAAAGACGAUUGUAAUGUGAGGUAAUAUUUGUAGUGUUUUUAACCGACUUCCAAAAAGGCCUCCUCCU